CCGCACCACCUCCACCCGGGCCAUGCCGAGCCCAUCAGCUUCGGCAUCGACCAGAUCCUCAACAGCCCGGACCAAGGCGGCUGCAUGGGGCCGGCCUCGCGCCUCCAGGACGGGGAAUAUGGCCUUGGCUGUUUGGUCGGGGGCGCUUACGCUUACGGCGGCGGUGGGGGCCCCGCGGCUGGGGCUGGAGCCGGGGGCGCGGGGGCCUACGGAGCUGGAGGCCCUGGCGGCCCGGCGGGCGGUGGCGGCGGCGCCUGCAGCAUGGGCCCUCUGGCCGGCUCCUACAACGUGAACAUGGCCUUGGCCGGCGGACCCGGACCGGGCGGCGGGGGCGGCGGCGGGGGCGGCGGCGGGGGGGCGCUGAGCGCCGCUGGAGUGAUCCGGGUGCCCGCGCACAGGCCGCUGGCUGGAGCCGUGGCCCACCCCCAGUCCCUGGCCACUGGCUUGCCCACCGUGCCGGCCGUGCCGGGCGUCAACAACCUCACUGGCCUCACCUUUCCCUGGAUGGAGAGUAACCGCAGAUACACAAAGGACAGGUUCACAGGUCACCCCUAUCAGAACCGGACGCCCCCCAAGAAGAAGAAGCCUCGCACGUCCUUCACGCGCCUGCAGAUUUGUGAGCUGGAGAAGCGCUUCCACCGUCAGAAGUACUUGGCCUCGGCCGAGCGCGCAGCCCUGGCUAAGGCGCUCAAAAUGACCGACGCGCAAGUCAAAACCUGGUUCCAGAACCGGCGGACGAAAUGGAGGAGGCAGACCGCGGAGGAGCGUGAGGCCGAGAGGCAGCAGGCGAACCGCAUCCUCCUGCAGCUGCAGCAGGAGGCCUUCCAGAAGAGCCUGGCGCAGCCGCUGCCUGCAGACCCGCUGUGCGUGCACAACUCGUCACUCUUCGCCCUGCAGAACCUGCAGCCGUGGUCAGAUGACUCGACCAAGAUCACCAGUGUCACGUCCGUGGCGUCGGCCUGCGAGUGA
This is a messenger RNA of Elephantulus edwardii (Cape elephant shrew), 969 nucleotides long. It is a transcript of the gene TLX1, whose product is annotated as T-cell leukemia homeobox 1. The transcript has 3 exons. Gene Ontology annotation, molecular function: RNA polymerase II cis-regulatory region sequence-specific DNA binding; DNA-binding transcription factor activity, RNA polymerase II-specific. Gene Ontology annotation, cellular component: nucleus. Lineage: Eukaryota; Metazoa; Chordata; Mammalia; Macroscelidea; Macroscelididae. The record is from RefSeq and is a predicted model, not a curated record. Gene Ontology annotation, biological process: regulation of transcription by RNA polymerase II; animal organ development. The annotation marks the transcript as partial.